Molecule: messenger RNA, 5784 nt
Organism: Cladocopium goreaui
Lineage: Eukaryota; Dinophyceae; Suessiales; Symbiodiniaceae
Source: the annotation of a GenBank genome assembly
AUGUCAGGAAAUGCCUCCAAUACUUUAAAGUGUGUAGCUAAUGCUAAAGACCACCUUUCAGCUUGUCAACAUGUGCAGGAAUUUCUGAAAGUGUUCUGCGAGAAUGACGACUUCCUUGCUCAGAGGAGGAAGGUCUUGCGUUUGCGAGCAGGGUUGCGGGAUGAAGAUCGCCGACUAGUUCCCAAGUUCCGCUUCUUGAUCUUGGAGGGAAAACGAACUACAGAAAGAGAGGUUGAAUCAGACCACAACUUUGAGCUGGUCCUUCAGUACAUGGCCUCUUUUGCCCAUGACCUCCCUCGUCGGAAAGAGCUGGAAGAUUGGAGUUCAGUGGAGGCUGGUGCGCUGAUGGAUGCGGCUAGCUAUUGCAUGAACCGGUUUCAACGCAAUAUCGGGGCUAGGCCUGGCCAUGAGCGAAUGGAGCAAAUCAAGACAGUGAUCAGGGUGAAGUUGGAGGCCGUUGUCGACCCUGCGACAGUCGACACCCAACUUCCAGAAGACCAUGCCCUCUACGAGCCCAGCCCGUCACCCGUCCAUGCCAUGCGGGAUCUGGAUUCCCCCGGUGUUUUGUUAAGGGGCUGCUCUACCUCUGACCUGGAUGGACACGUGAAUACAACCCUUGAAGCACUGGAUGAUGCCCAUGACACCCCGGGUUUCGAAGAAGAACAGCCUGAAGAAGAGGAGUUAACCCAUGAUGAAGAUGUAGAUGUAGAGGAAUACCAGGACAACAACACUGUGUUGGAAAUUGAGUCGGAUGAGGAGUGUUGUAUGUCACCUGCUUGCAAACAACCCCUGAAAGAUGCUGCUGAUUCUACUGGCAAUGUUCCCAAGGAACAUAUUGCACCAGAGGCCCCCAUGUCAGAAAAGCAUGUGGUUGACACUGGUGCGCUUGGCAGUAGCCCCAAAGAAGACCCCGAAGCUGCCCCAAAGAAGGAUCUUUUGGGAGGCAACCCUCCAGAUCCAUCAAAAGGUCCCGUUGCCACGACAAAAGAAGAAUCAGAAAAGGUAAAAGAACAGAAAGCAGCAGAGGAAUGUGAAGACGACGUGUUCAGUGCCCCAGAAGAAGAGAUGGAAAGCUCAAGAAAUCGUGGUACUUUCAAGGACCGAAGACCUUUGGUCGCGGUGACCCCAGUUCCAGAGGACUUGGAGAAAAAGGUGGAUGAGCUUCAUUCAUCUUUAAAUGUGGAAGAGAUGACUGAAGAACAAGCGAAAGCUGAACUGCUCAAGGCAUUCUUGGGAAGUAUUGCCCAACAAGCAAUUCGUGAAAUGCAGCGAGAACAGCAAAUGGAGUGGGAGGAUCCUGAUAAGUACUACGCUGGUCUUCUUGACUCUGAAGAUCCUGAGUCAAAGGGAAAGUCGAAGGGCAGGGGUCGAGCGCGAGGUGAACCAUCGGCAAGCUCUGCAGCAAUUGAGCGGAAGGCAGUGGCCACUGAUGGAUCGGAUGAUUUGCCUGUUAGCUCCCCAGCAAAGAAACCGAGACAUGAAAUGCCCAAGAGCCCAAAGGUUAAGUCCACAAAUGCGAGGAGAAAAUUGUUGGCCGAAAAAUCUCCUGGGGGUGCUGCAAAGAAGGCAAAGCAUGUUGCAGCUGGACCUGAUGAGAGGAACGAUGUGGAGGAGCAUGAACCUGAAGCUGAUGUUCGUGCACACGUCCAUCAAGAGCACCCAGGAACCACUGAAGAUCUACAAGAGAAGAAGAAAGCACAACAGGAAAAAAGCAACAAGGCCAAGCUUGCCAAUUUGGAGCUGCUGAAGAAAUCUGUGGUGGGGGACCCUUUGCUCGAGCUGCCAUCUGAGGAGGGUCUUGCGAAUCAAAAGCUGGUCCAAUCGAGAUCUGCACAGGCCGCGUUUUAUGUCCCAUGUGUGAACGACACCGUGCUGAAGAAGAUCAAUGAAGCAACAGCCCUGGAUCUCAAGGCCAAUGCACAAUCUGGCGUCAGCCUGUCAUGGAUGAAGCGUGGUGGUCCGCUCUUGGCGCUUGACUUGGACGUGGUCGAUGCCUUUGCUGGAGAUUGGAUUUGUGGCAAUUGUAAAAUUGGUGCUGCGCCUGCGUCCGGGGGGUGUUGGCUUCCAUCGUUGGUCAAGAAACUCACCAACCGGGACCGUGCCCGGAUCGCCAAAGGGAAACAGGACAAAUCCAAGGCCAUGGUCAUCCGACGUCAGAACAAAGCAGGUAAAAAGACCGUGCAAGGCGGACCCGGCAUGAAAGGGUCAGCAGCUUAUCCAAAGCCCUUCGCUAAAAAGAUCAUGACGCUUCACAUGGCAGAUUCCUCUGAAGCACCCUUUGGGCAGUCCGGUUUGCCAGACAAGAUUCACGAGGCGCCCUACCGCUGGAGACAUGCAAACCUCACUUCAGUGAGGGAUCUGCUCAAGCAGGAGGUGGCGGCUGGCCACUACGUUCCCAUUUUAAGCCGGGGGGUAGUGGCUGUGCCUGUCAUGGCAAGCUUAGCGGGUUUACCUCCUGAUGUUGCCCGGGUGCUGCAAGAAGCUGCACGUCGUGCUGAAAGGCACGCUGUGCUAGAUAGCGCCAUGACACAGAUGCAACGGCUACUUAACAUUCCUGUGGCACCCGAGUUGCGCACUGAAACAGCAGCAGCACCCACAGCAGAGCAAGAGGUGCCACCCCGGACUGAGACUGCAGGAGCAAGCCCAGGUGCUUCAACAGUUCCAGGCAAAGAAGACGAGCUUGGAGCAGCUUUGCAGGCUUCUGCUACUGGUGUGCACACCCCCCGUGACAAGAUUCGCAAGGGUCAGUCAUGUGAUAUCAACAAUCCAUCCCAUGAGAAAAUCUCUGGCCCUCGUGGACAUGCACGUCGUCCCCGAAGGAAACAUGUUAGGAAGGCUUGUGAGAAGGCUAAGGAAAGGGGUGGUUUCACAGCAGGGCGUGAAGUUGGUUCAGUUCCAGCCUCUACAGAAAAUGAGCAGGCAAGCAAUGGUAAAAAAUGUACAGCAGCCAAGUCAGCACCACCUGCCCCCCCUCUGGGUCACACAGGGAAUGAGUCAACGCCAGCUGGCAAGCCUACUGUUGGAAAGACAGAGCCGUCUAGUGCAAGCAGAGCAGAUGCCGUGCAGCAAGUGAAGGCUGAUAUGUUGCAACGAUCAGACACGCAAGACCAACUUGGCACUCCAUCACAUGCACCCGCUGUGGGUGUAGCUCCAGCAGUUUCUUCGAGCCACCCGCCCCCUGCAGUUACCCCCAGCCAACCGGCCCGUGAGAGCACAGCACCCACAGUAGCCGGAACACAUGCAACAGUACCAAAGGCCGCGCCAACUGUGCCAGCACCUGAUGCAAGACACACAGCACCACGCACUGCAGAACCCAAAGCGCCACCAGCAGCACUCCCAGCAGCACCCCCAGCAGCACGCCCAGCAGCACGCCCAGCAGCACCCCAAGCAGAAACCAGCAACAACACAACCAAUGCUGGGAACACCAUGGGGGGUGAUGGCUCAGACUCUUCCCCUCCCUCGCCAGUUCCAUCACCAUCUCUGGCACCAUCUGUGACACCAUCCGUGGCACCAUCAACCAGUGCGACAGACCCCCCUGCUCCCACUGGAAGAAGAAGGCGUGCCCGAACUGUGGAAGAAAAAGCCAUUCAUGCAAGGUUUAUGCGCUUUACCCGCAGCAUCAGGAGCAGCCAGCAGCUGCAAGUGCUUCUAGAUGAAUGGAUCACCUGCAAAGGUGAGUGGAGCAGAAGCACGCUUUGUGAACGGAUGACUGCUUCAAAGUCUGUGCGAAAGCACGGAGCACGUGUCUGGUUGACACGAAGCCAAAUAGCAGCGAAGUACAAUGAUCACAAUGUGGCAAUGGAGAUUUGCUCGGCAAAGCUCGAUGAUCCAGCUAUCAGGGAGACGCAGACGAAGCCGCAUCCAGAUGCACCGGAGAGCGAGGCAGAGCGGGCGUUGCGUCUUUUCCUUGUAUGGGAUAGCGAAGGGAUCCAAGAGUCAGAAGACCGUGUACUGCAGCAAAUCUUCGAGAGUGUCGAAGAUGAGACUGAUGCUAGCGAGUCAGAGGGAGGAAAGAAAAAAAAGGGAGGAUCGAAGAAGAAGGGGAAGCGCAGCAGGUCCGGCAGGUCCAGUGUGACUUCAAGGGCAUCGAGCAAUGACUCCUCGUCAGAGGUUGAGAAGAAAAAAAGGGAAAUUCUGCAGAAGGGCAAGAAGGCAUUGACCAAAAUGAAUGACCGCAUCGCGCUGGCCUCGAAGAAGCAGGAUGUCGUAUCGAACAUGCCGCCGAACCUCCGCUCAGCGAUUGAAGGUGAGCUGUAUGGAUACAAGCAGAAGCUCAUCGAUGCCCGAAAGAAGAUUCAACAUGGUGUGGACAACAACAAUGCAGUGGGAGUUGAGUCGGAAGUCGCUUCUGCAGACAAGAUCGACACUGACUUCAUGGACUUUCUGAUGGUGUUGUCAUUAGCAUCUUUGCCCGUUUGCAUCCGUGUGCCCGUGUGCUGUAGCAAAGGUCCCGAAGAAGAAGGCAUCUCUGCCACAUUGCACAAUGCGAUCUAUGAAGUUGAAAGUGGCGGAGCGAGCGUUGGCAAAGCAAUGAAGAAUAUCCAAGCCCAUGUGAAGGAUGCUGGGCAUGGAACAAAAGAGUCAACUACCUACCGCUUGGGUAAGCUCUCUGGCAAGAAUGCGUCUCGGGAUUGGUGGAGGACUUUCAAGGAUGGACCAGCCAUUGAAACUAUUCGGAUUCCUAUCAAGUACAAAGAUUUAAACGAUGGUCUCGACAAAUUUCGGCUGGAGGAUUGGCCAAUCCUAGAUCCACACAGUAUUGCGAACUUCCUGUGGACAAAAGGUGGCAUGAAAACACCAGAGGCAGCAUUGGAAGAAUAUUGGAACCACAACUCCACACAUGGAGAGCCCUGGGCCCAAAACGUUUCCCCCGAUGUUCAUCCUAUUGGCAUCUACGGGGACAGUGCGAGAGUCAACACCAAAUUUGGAUUCGUGUCUGUGGUGGGAAUAUAUUUCAAUUGUGUCCUUUGGAAACCGCAAUCGGUGCGAGCAAGUAGAUUUCUCGUUUGCAGCAUUCCAGAGCAUCAACUUUGGAAGCAUUUUACAUUGAACUGCAUUUAUAGACGUAUCGCGUGGAGCAUCACCGCAUUGGUGAAAGGGAUCCACCCUGAGAGUGGUCCCUAUGGAGAAGCAUUACCAAAGCACCUUCAUGAGUUACGUGGGCAAGCCUUGCCCCACAGGUGCAAAUUGACAGAGGUUCGUGGGGAUUGGAGUUGGCAUAAGAAAAUUUUCCGAUUCGAGCGAUGUUCGUGGAAUGGAAUUCAAAUGUGCCAUCAUUGCCCAGCACUUGCUGCAUCACAAGAUGCAGCUGACUUGUACUGGAAUUUUGAAAACAACAACUGGGACUCCCAUCUCUUCUCUUUGGAUGAGUUCAUCAACUACAGGAUGCCACGUCGUGCAAUGUGUCCUCUUGUGGGCAUACCUGGGUUUCACCCGUCAGUUGUACGAUGGUGCUUAAUGCACGUGUGCCACCUUGGCCUGUUGUUCGUGUGCAAUGGCAGUUCCAUGAAUUUGUUGCUACGUGCUGGGUGGUUUGGCAGUGAGCCUGACAUUCCUAUUUCGGUGAAGCUGUCCCGGGCAUAUGUUUCCUUCAAGGACUUCAUCAAGCUCAACAAAAUUGAAUGCUCGCAGCCAGAGUUCACAGAAAACAUGAUCUUCAAAAAGAACUCGGAUGUGCUGUUCACUGCAAAGGCCUUUAAUGGACGAGUGGUUCUGGAGAAGCACAUGAGCCGUUUCCUGGGCCAGUUGGAGCAAGCAGGUCGGUACUUGAAUCUUGGCACCUAG